This is a messenger RNA of Coffea eugenioides, 2454 nucleotides long. RefSeq lists its product as uncharacterized. The transcript has a single exon. The record is from RefSeq and is a predicted model, not a curated record. Lineage: Eukaryota; Viridiplantae; Streptophyta; Magnoliopsida; Gentianales; Rubiaceae. Bases 21 to 2192 code for a protein of 723 amino acids.
GACCCUGACCCCGAGGAAUAAUGGCAGGCGAAAACCCGGGCCGAAAUAGCCCACCGGAACCCGAACCAGAAUCCGAAGCCCUCCGCCUGAAAAACCAAGCAGAGCAAAAGUACGUCGCCGGAAACCUCAAGUCGGCGUUAAAAUACGCCAAGCGAGCUCACCGUCUUCAACCGUCUCUUGAAGCUCUGCCGGAAAUGCUCACCUCCUUCAAGAUCCUCCGGACAGCCACCAGGCCGUUCACCUCAACUCCACCAGAGCAAGGCGGCGGCGACGGGGCCGCUUCAAUUUCCCCAGCUCCGCCGGACUACUACAAAAUUCUCCAGAUUGAGAGGUUUGCUCAUAUAAAUACGAUUAAAAAACAGUACAAGAAAUUGGCAUUAACCCUACACCCCGAUAAAAACCCGUUUAUUGCCUCGGAAGAGGCUUUUAAGCAUGUAGGGGAAGCUUUUAGGGUUUUAUCGGAUAGAAUUAGGAGGAAGGAAUAUGAUAUGAGGUUGAGAAUUGCUAUGCAGAAUGAGGCUGAGGCUGCGGCGGGGGCGGCUGGAGGUGGGGUUGAGGAGGUGGAGACGUUUUGGACGGCGUGUUCGACUUGUAGAUUGUUGCAUCAGUUUGAGAGGAAGUAUUUGGGGCAUAAUUUGGUUUGCCCUAGUUGUAAGAAGAGUUUUAAGGCGGUCGAAGUGGAGGAGGAGGAGGAAAAUGCUAGCACGGUUCAGAGGGGUGAGGAGGGGGAGAAUGUUGUUUUGAGAACAAGUGAAAGAAUUAAGGCGAGAAGGCUUGGGAAAAUGAGUAGUGUUGGGGGGGUUUUGGAGGUGUCUGGAGGGAAGCAUAAGGGAUUGAGAGAGAAGCUGAUGGUGAAGGAUUUGGAGAAUGUGGGGAGGAAAAGGGGGUUGGAGGCUGGAGGCGAUGAUGUGGUGAUUGAGGAGUUGAGGUCGAGAAGUGAGAAAAAGGAGGGGAGGAGUGGUGGGGUUGAGAUGGAGGAGAGAGCGACGACGCGGGCAAGGACGAAAAGGGUGAAGGUUGAUGAAGAGGAGACGAUGACAUUAGCUGAAAUGCAAAUGUUAGCGAAGAAGAAGGUCAGCCAGCAGAAGAUGAAGUUGAAAGCAAAGGCAAAGGAGGCGGAGGAGAGGGAAAAGGAGAAGGAUAAGAAUAUGGGAAAUGAGGAGUUAAAGCAGAAGGAGAAUGAGAAGGAGACGCAAAAUGAAAAAUCAAAGGAGAAGGAGAUUGAAAUGGAGAAUGAAGAGGAGGAGGAGGAGAUAGAGAAGGAUACACAAAAGAAGCAGCAGAAGUUAAAUGAAAAGGAGAGCAACAUGGGAUUGGAAAGAAUCAAUGAAAGGGAUAAGAGGGAUAGAAAAAUGGGAGUUUCAUCAAAUGAACAAAGCAUGGAAGUUGUGGGAAGAAGGGCUUCUAGAAGUACUAGGGACUUGGCAAUUGAGAAGCGAAAAAGACCAAGACAGAACAAUAGGGAGAUUGUGGCAGUGGAAGCUUCAGAUUUUUACAAUUUUUAUAAGGACAGAGUGGAGAGGAGCUUUAAGAAAGGUCAAGUUUGGGCUAUUUAUGACAGUGAGGACGGAAUGCCAAGGCGUUAUGCUUUGAUUGAUGAAGUUGUUUCUCUGAAUCCCUUCCAGGUGAGAUUGAGUUGGUUAGAAUUUCAGAACAACGGUGAUGAGCAGUUAAUUAGUUGGGAGAAAAUUGGAUUUCAUAUUUCUUGUGGCAGAUUCAAGGUUUCUGAAAAGGCUUCAGUUAAAUCUCCAAAAAUGUUUUCACAUCUUCCUGAUUGUGAAAGAGCAGCAAAAGAAGUAUAUAGGAUCUAUCCAAAGAAGGGUUCUGUUUGGGCGCUUUAUGAUGAAAAUGCUUUGGAUUCAGGGAGAAACCAAAUGAAGAAUAAGGGGUGCUAUGAUAUUGUUGUGUUUUUAACUAGCUACAGUGAGAUACACGGCUUGAGUAUGGCGUACCUUGAAAAGGUUGAUGGAUACAAGACAAUCUUUAAGAGGAAAGAAUUUGGGGCUCAUGCUAUUAGAUGGCUUGUAAAAGAUGAGUUCAGACUGUUUUCACAUCAGAUUCCCGGAAGGAAGCUUUCUGGAGAAGAGGCCCCUGGCCUUCCUAGAGACUGUUGGGAGCUUGAUCCUGCAUGUCUUCCUCCUAACUUGCUUACAAUUGGUUGGGUAGAUAAAGAUGUUGGAACAAAACUAUAGUUAAGCAAGUGAAUGGAUGAUUGCUUCCUUGCUUUAAAUAUAAAAUGAAAGACUGUCAGACUGCAAGCGAUGUGACUAAAUAGAAAGAUGUCCAACAAUUUUCUUUUGAUGUAAAUAGUCACUUCCGGAUACGCUUCUUGUUGUACAGCAACAUAAUGUUUGGUCUUCACUUUCAAGUUGGAUUAUUUAGGCCUUCUCAAGCUUCUAAAUGUUGCUCUUUCUUAAAAUGAAUGAAGUGCACAGCCUGUAAAUUAUUGUACAA